This is a messenger RNA of Haliotis rufescens (red abalone), 564 nucleotides long. RefSeq lists its product as uncharacterized. The transcript has 3 exons. Lineage: Eukaryota; Metazoa; Mollusca; Gastropoda; Lepetellida; Haliotidae. Gene Ontology annotation, biological process: signal transduction. The record is from RefSeq and is a predicted model, not a curated record. Bases 148 to 564 code for a protein of 138 amino acids. Gene Ontology annotation, molecular function: protein binding.
UAAACUCGCGGCCGCUUAUCUGCAACAGUAAUUUUUGUCGACAAGUUUAGGGAAAUCCCCUUCACAAAGCCUACAUAUAAAGAGCAAGCGAUUGAACGGACAGCAGAUCAGUAAAGCAGAGGGUAAAACGUAUGUACAGAGCCGACAAUGGGGAAUUAUGUGUCAUGCUGGUCCGGAUUUGGGUAUCGGAGACUUCACCAGCCACACACCCAGAUGAUCCGUUCAUAUAAUCCAUUGGUCACAUUGACAGGCCCUGUAAAUGAGGAAAGACUGAGAAUCCCUGUUUCUCAGAAAGGUGUCAGCCUGGUGGCAAAUCAUAUUGGGAUCGGGUUUGAAUCUAUUGGAAUCGAACUUGGACUCAAUCUUGUGGUGAUCGAACAAGGCAAAGUUUCACACCCAACUUCACUUUAUAUGCAGACCUUACACAUGCUCACCAAGUGGAAGGAGAGGAAUGGCAGAUCUGCCACUGGCCUUGUGCUCGUCAGAGCGUUGUGGAGAUACAGAGGUAGAUGUACGCUCGAAAUGGAUGCCAUACUAAACAUUCUCCAAUCACCAUCGACUUAG